This is a messenger RNA of Anopheles coluzzii, 1759 nucleotides long. RefSeq names its product zinc finger protein 1 homolog. Lineage: Eukaryota; Metazoa; Arthropoda; Insecta; Diptera; Culicidae. Gene Ontology annotation, cellular component: nucleus. The record is from RefSeq and is a predicted model, not a curated record. Bases 342 to 1610 code for a protein of 422 amino acids. The transcript has 5 exons. Gene Ontology annotation, molecular function: zinc ion binding.
CCCAGCCUCGAACAGCGUCUCGCUGGGCAGCUACAAAAUAAUGAAAUUUUGUAAAGAAAAACUCAUUGUUUCUAGUUAAAUGUACAUUCAUCACGUGUUCUGUGUUAUAGACGAGUAGUAGAACGUUUGGAAAUAAGGAAUUAACCGUUAAUGUAUUUAUUAUAGCAAUAAAGCAAAACAAAGAAAGAACAACACAAGUGAAAGAUGCAUUUCGUACGACGACGUUUUAGCUAGAGAUACUGUUUUCUACAGCAACUAUCAACUCUGAACGCUCCAUGUAAACAACCGUGCGACGAAACAGUGUACACAGUACUUCAAAAUCAGUACUUUAAUCACCAAUCAUGGAUUACAACAUUAGUCGACUGUGCCGCGUGUGCCUAGAGGAGGGAGUGUUUACAUCAAUAUUCAGCACCGAUCUGGUCGCAAUGGCCCCGGCCAAUAUGCUCGUAAUGUGUGCCAACAUAAAGGUAUCGAGAGACGAUGGACUUCCCAGCACGAUCUGCAACAACUGUAUGUACCGGCUCGGGGUAGCAUUUCACCUAAAGCAGCAGUGUGAAAAUUCCGACAUGAGACUGCGCCAGUACAUGAACGGAGGCUCGGCCAUGAACUACAGCUACACGCUGGACAAGGAAACGAUGACGGACGACUCGUGGCUGCUGUCGGGCAUGGACCAUAAAGGCGACGACCAAAAGUCGCCGGAAAAAAAAACAAACAGUAAAAAACGAUACCGAGUCAAACUGCCCGAGGAGCGCAAGAAGAGGGGACCAAAACCGAUGCCAAAAAUUCCACAAACCUGCUACCAGUGUCACAAAUCCUUCAAGUGUGCCGCUCAGCUGCAAAUGCAUCUACGCACACACUCGGGCGAAAAACCGUACGCAUGCAAUCUCUGUCCCCGCCGGUUCGCCCAAAAGCACAACCUUGCCAUCCACCUGCGCACGCACACGGGCGAACGGCCGUACCAGUGUGAGAUCUGCAGCAAACAGUUCUCCGCCCUGGGGAACUUUCAGGCGCACAAAAAGAUACACACGAACGAGCGGGAUCACGUGUGCCCGUCCUGCAACAAGGGCUUCAUCACGUCGGGCGAUCUGACCCGGCACAUGAUCUCACACUCGGGCAUCAAAAACUAUCACUGUGAUAUAUGUGCGAAAAGCUUCAGCCGGAACCGUGACAUGAUGGCACACAAGCGCAAGAUGCAUCUGGAAGAGUGUGGCAACGAGUGCUACAAGUGCCACGAGUGUCACAAAGUGUUCGCCACCCUGAACAAUCUGAACGUUCACAUGAGGGUGCAUGCGCAGGAGGUGAACGUGGCGGAUCCGGUGGGUGAGCUUAUGCCACCACACGGACAACAGCAGCAGCAGCAGCAGCAGCAGCAACAGCAUCAGCAGCACCACCAGCAGCAGCUCCAGCAUCAGCUCCAUCACCAGCAACAGGCACAUCAGCAGGUUCCGGUACCACUCGCCCUACCACCACACGCACUCGGUCCACCGGGCUCGCUUGGCGUGGGGUUGGGUAUGUUACCAUACCCGUCCUCUCACGUGCCAACCCAUCCACCGGCACAGGUAGCGUACCACAGUCAAAUGCAUCCAUCACAGCGGUUACAUCCUUACUAAAAUGGAGCAUACAUCACCAAGGCUCGGCACCAAGAGGGAAAUUGUCAUCACAGUAUGGAAAGAAGCAUCACACACACACAAUUGCAUACAUAAGGUAAUUAUUUAUUUAAGUAAUAAGUGAAUAAAAUUUGUAUCUGCACCGAAAAGGA